AUGAAACCAGCUCCUGGUAUAUUCCAACAAUGUAUGGAUGCUGUGAUCGCUGGAAUAGAUGGAACUGCCGCCUAUCUCGACGACAUGUUGGUUACUGGUAGAAUCAUCGGCGAACACAGUGCCCGACUAGAAGCCGUAUUCAAGCGGAUUCAAGACUACGGAUUCCGCGUUCGAAUCGACAAUUGUGCUUUCCUGCAGACGGAGAUCACCUACCUUAAGUUCGUCAUCAACGCACAAGGACGACACCCCGAUCCAGAAAAGAUCAAAGCUAUCCAGAAGAUGCCCGCUCCGAAGGACGUCAGUCAACUUCGCUCUUUUCUGGGACUCAUCAAUUUCUACGAAAACUUCGUCAAGGAUCUUCACAAUCUACGCCCUUCUUUGGACACUUACGAAAAAGGAUGUUGUCUACACACGGACACCGGAGUGCCAGUCUUCUUUCGACAAGAUUAA
Necator americanus (New World hookworm) is the source of this 450-nucleotide messenger RNA. RefSeq lists its product as uncharacterized. Lineage: Eukaryota; Metazoa; Nematoda; Chromadorea; Rhabditida; Ancylostomatidae. The transcript has a single exon. The coding region runs from base 1 to 450 and encodes 149 amino acids. The record is from RefSeq and is a predicted model, not a curated record.